Molecule: messenger RNA, 441 nt
Organism: Saccharomyces kudriavzevii IFO 1802
Lineage: Eukaryota; Fungi; Ascomycota; Saccharomycetes; Saccharomycetales; Saccharomycetaceae
Gene: MRPL27
Product: mitochondrial 54S ribosomal protein mL41
Exons: 1
Coding region: 1-441 (146 amino acids)
Biological process (GO): translation
Cellular component (GO): mitochondrial large ribosomal subunit
Molecular function (GO): structural constituent of ribosome
Source: RefSeq, a predicted model, not a curated record
AUGAAAAGCUCACACGUUUUACAGUUUAGUAAAUCCUCUAUCAGUGCUCUUACCAGGCCUUGGAAGAAAUAUAGAGAUGGUGAAUUGUUUUACGGAUUAUCCAAAGUUGGGAAUAAAAGGGUGGCCUUGACGACCAAGCAAGGUAAUAAAACGAUGUACAAGGGAACAGGGGCUUCAGGAAUUGGUAGGCAUACUAAGUUUGGCGGUUAUAUGAUAAACUGGAAAAAAGUCAGGACAUAUGUAACCCCAGAUAUAGUUAAUUUUGAGUUGAAACCGUAUGUUAAUGCCAAUGUGCCACCUCUGAAACACGAAUUCAAAGGAUUUAGUCGCGGCCCCUUGGAUCCUAAUUUGCAAUUGUUAAAACUGAAGGAGUAUAUCAUAAGUGGAAAAGUACAGAGUCAAGGGGCCGUAGAUACUUCCUGCUACAAGGAACGCGGUUAA